AUGAAGGCAAUUGUUCUAUUCGCAUUAGUAAUCGUACAGAUAAUAACCGACAAUGUGGCAGACGAUAAUAUUAUGGCCUCCAAAGCCAGUAGCAUACCCGAGGAAGAGACCACUGACUCUGCUGAAUACGAUAAUACCAAUGACUUAGUUCAAAAAAUGGAUGCCCUCUUGGCGGAGACGAAGGAGAUAACUCAGAAAAUUGAUGAUUUAACCAAAAGGCAAGAGGAACUGGAAGGGAACAUGGCAAAAAUAGUGGAGCAACAAAUGUCAUCGAUGAAUGUCACCCUGAAGGAGAAAGAAAGCCUUGACACUUUACAAUAUUGGACAACAAUUGUCAGACGCAUGGACGGCUCUGUCAAUUUUUACAGGAACUGGCGAUCCUAUAAAAUGGGUUUUGGUAAUCCACCUCACGGUGAAUUCUUCAUUGGCCUAGACAGAUUGCAUGAAUUGACGACAGCCGUUCCAAACAUCGAACUUAAAGUGAUUUUAAGAGGUUGGCAGGGUGAGGAACGUUAUGCUCUCUAUGAUGGCUUCCAAAUCGGAAAUGAAGCCGAGAAAUAUCAACUCAAGGUACUAGGCAAAUACAGUGGCACUGCUGGUGAUUCCUUGGAAUAUAACAAAGGUGCGAAGUUUACUACCUUCGAUGAGGAUAAUGAUAACUAUGGUGAUGGUAAUUGUGCCAUUGAGUAUAAAGGGGCUUGGUGGUUUGAUCGUUGUUCGUACAGUCAUCUGUUUGGAAAAUAUAAAAAUGAGAAGGAUGCAACAUCAUUGGGGAUUGAAUG
Musca vetustissima is the source of this 782-nucleotide messenger RNA. Its product is annotated as ficolin-1-like. NCBI's taxonomy places the organism in Eukaryota, Metazoa, Arthropoda, Insecta, Diptera, Muscidae. The annotation marks the transcript as partial. The transcript has 6 exons. The record is from RefSeq and is a predicted model, not a curated record.